This is a messenger RNA of Pezoporus flaviventris, 2926 nucleotides long. It is a transcript of the gene ELMOD2, whose product is annotated as ELMO domain containing 2. The record is from RefSeq and is a predicted model, not a curated record. Lineage: Eukaryota; Metazoa; Chordata; Aves; Psittaciformes; Psittacidae. Gene Ontology annotation, molecular function: GTPase activator activity. Gene Ontology annotation, cellular component: membrane. The transcript has 8 exons. Bases 131 to 1033 code for a protein of 300 amino acids.
CCAGUGCCGCGGGGCACUGACCAUUAACGGCCCAUGAGGGCAGCGCGGGGGUGAGGAGACCCGGCCUGGGCGGCCGGUCGCAUAGGGGCUGCCGCCGCCGCGCCCCUCCCGCUAACGCGGGGCUUCCGUCAUGCAGAAGAUGUUGAUGUACUUCUGGGGCUUCCUGUACAACAACUACUUUCGGUUCUGGCUGAAGUGGCUCCUGAGGCUGCUGACUCAGAAAUGCGAACUGCAGCGGGUCUUAGAGGGCUCGAAGGCGGGUGCGCGGCGGACGCUGAGCAUAGAACAUUCACUGGAAUCAUCGAAGAAUAAGAUUUUGAGAAAUGCUGUGCAUAUUGAGGAAGCUGAAGUGGAGAAGUGUGUCAGAGAUUUAAUGAAAGAAAAGAAAAUCAAACAGAAGGAUACAGGGUUUAAGACAGAUCUGCGUAUAUCCUUACUGCAGAUAACAGGUUAUAAAAAACUUUAUUUGAAUGUGGAAGAUCUGAGGAAGAUCCCAUAUGAUUCGGAUAAUGAAGAGCAUGAAGACCAGUUAAUUGAGCUUUGGAAUUUGCUGAUGCCUCAUGAGAAUCUGAAGGCCAGAAUCACCAAGCAGUGGUGUGACAUUGGCUUCCAAGGUGAUGACCCCAAAACAGACUUCAGAGGAAUGGGACUGCUGGGGUUAAUGAAUCUGGUGUAUUUCAGUAAGCAUUACACGGAUGAAGCUCGUCAGAUCCUUUCUCAUUCACAUCACCCAAAGCUGGGAUAUUCUUAUGCAAUAGUUGGAAUCAACCUGACAGAAAUGGCAUACAGCUUACUUAAGAAUGGUGCUUUAAAGUCUCAUCUGUACAACAUGGUCUUUGGAUUGCCGCAGAUGGAACACUUCCAUCAAUUUUACUGUUACCUGGUUUAUGAGUUUGACAAGUUCUGGUUUGAAGAAGAACCAGAAAGCAUUAUGCACUUCAACCACUACAGAGAGAAAUUCCAUGAAAAAAUUAAGGGACUUCUCCUGGAUUGUAACGUGAUACUGACCUUAGGAGAUACAAAGAAACCUUAACUCCUCUGCAGUCUGUGAGGUUCUGCAUCAAGAAUGGAGUUAUGCAUUUGGAUAAAAGUCUUGCAUGUUCCACCAAAAACUGUUUAAUAAUAGAACCCUUUUUCUGUCUUUUUUUUUUCUUUACAUCUAAGAAAAUAAUCAAAAGUGAGUUCAGAAAGCUUGGACAAUCAGCCUCUGUUUACAGGUCUUUAUAUGCUAUUCUCCAAAGGACAGCUUUUUUUAAAAAAAACAAAAUGCAGAACAAAAACCAACCAACAAGCCAAGACAAGAAAUAAUCCUCUAAUCUCAAGAGCCUCUGGAACAUUUGCUUUCACAAUUUCUAUUAUACUUGGUGCAGGGACAUGAAGCAGGUAUUUAUGCUGCAUCAUGUUUUCCAUUAACAAAUUUGACUGUUAAAUUGUCUUUUAAAAACUUCUUUUAGUUUAAAUUACUCUGGUUUUAGACUUUGUUUUCUAGUUCCUAAAUGUAGUUGAUGGUUCACUCAUCAAUGUUAAAUUUCUCUGUAAAGAAGAUGUCCAUGAAGGGGAUGUUUUAGUCACUUAUGAUUUUGGAGACAGCCUUAAUCUGUCAGCAUACUGACAUACUUAGGAGAAAUUACUUCUGGCUAAGGAAGUUUUCUUAUCUAUGGCUUUAUACCAGGAAAUUCCUAUGCUUGGAAAAAGCUUAGUUUGGAAACAAACAAAAAGAGCCACAAAUCAUCAGUGUGAGGAUCAAAUCCUCCUACUAAAGCUACUCCUUCUAAAAAUAUUCCUGCUGUAAAACAUUUCAAUUCUUUCUAACUUGACUUCAGCUGCUCAGGCUGCUUGACUCCCCAUCUGUUGUCAGCUCUUCCUUUAGCAGCUAAUGGGGUCUUCUCAGUGGGAAGUACAAGAGUUAGUUUAGCCCUUUUAUAUAUUUCACUCAUUAAAAACCUUUGUUGCAGCUGCAGUCCCUAUUUUGUGAGAAUAAACUCACAUGAAGUACAAGUCUCUAACAAAGCUGUCUUUUCCAUGGAAGGGAUGCAACUGUUGCAUGUUUCUUAAUCUUGGCAUCCUCAGACAAUCUAGUCAAUAGGACUUCAUAUCUAUAGUGUGACUAAUAAUUGCUUAAAGCAACUAUAAACACAUUUGGUAUGAUCAUUGCUUCAUUUUUUAAAAACCUACUAUUAAAUAUAAGUGCCUUCUGCUUUAUUCAAUCAGUGUUUUAUUUCGAUUCUGUAACCAGAUCGUAGCCUUAGAAACUUGAUUUAUUUGGGAAAGACUCUGAGUAUAUACCUAAAUAGCACACAGUGGCACAAAAUAUUUGUAUGCUAAUAUGAGCUUUCAUGCCUUUGUUUGGUUUUUUUUUAAUCAUCUCAGGUAAAUUAGUUAACUUCUAGUCAGUGACUAAUCAUGAAGAGAUUCCUGAAGAAUAUAAAUAUUGAACACAAGGAAAAAGACAAACCCGUUUUUGUAAUGAGUAUUGUUACACUACAUAAGUAUUAAAUGUAUUGUUAUAAUAUGUAAUACUACAUCUGCUUGGAGAUAAUCAAACCCCAACUGGGCAUGGCCCUGAGCAGCCUGAUUUAGGUGACUGCUCUGGGCAGGGGGUUGGACUAGGUGAUCUCCAGAGUUGCCUUCCCACGUCUGUAAUUCAGUGAGUCUGUCAAGUAACUAAUAACUUCUUGCACUGAAUCUACCCAGUUGCUUUUGAUUCCUUAAAUGUUGGUUGUCUCUUACUUGUGGGAAGGCUCCCGAUUAGGGUAGCCAGUAUAGAUGUAGAAGGUAACACAGUUCUGUUUUCUUUUUUAGGAUACCUUCCAUAUAGAUGAGAGUUAAACAAUUCUCGAUUUUAACAUGUGCAGGGUAGAGAAGCGUUCCUCUCAUCUGUGUUGGGUUGAGGCUGUUCUACUAAAAAAAUAAAAGAUAAUGUGAA